CGCCUAACAGUACAUUUCGUGUAUUUAUUUUAUUAAAACAAAAAAAAUUCACGCCAAGGAAUCAUUCAUAAUUUUGCUGCUUGUGGGUUAGAUUUUUCUGAUUUCCCAUGACAAUGGAGGAAAUAUGCAGAGUUUGCAUGGCAAGGUCCGAAGCACUCGAAAACAUAUUCGACGAGGCACAAGCAUGGGACACUUCCAUUGCUGACAUGAUAGCACAGUGUACAGGGUACAUGGUUAAGCGAGGGGAUUCACUGCCAGAAAACAUAUGCCCGCCCUGCCUUGAGGAUGCAGUGAGUGCAUUCAGUCUUAAGACCACCUGUGAACAGAGCCAUAAACUCUAUUUCACACUUAUGGAAAAGGAUAAAGACCUCUCUGAUAAUCAUGAAGAUGAGAACACAGAAAUUACAUGUAGUAGAGGCGAACAGUCGGAUUUUUCUGACGAUGAAAAAAUACAUCAAGAUGAUAAGGAUGCGGACUCUCGGUUCAAAUGUCCUCAAUGCCCGAAGUCCUAUAUGCGAAAAUCCAGUCUCCAAUAUCACAUCCGUACGCACACAGGUGAUCGGCCCUACAAAUGCUCCUUCUGCUCGAAAUCCUUCCCACAAAAAUUCAGACUUGAUGCACACACCCGUACUCACACAGGGGAUCGACCCUACAAAUGCUCGUACUGUUCAAAGUCGUUUAUACUAAAAGCCGAACUCAAAGUACACAUCGGUACGCACACAGGGGAUCAACCCUACAAAUGCUCCUACUGUUCAAAGUCCUUCCCACAAAAAUCCACGUUUGAUAUACACACCCGUGCUCACACUGGGGAUCGGCCCUACAAAUGCGACGACUGCUCAAAGUCGUUUAAACACAAACACGAACUCAAAUUACACAUCGGGACACACACAGGUGAUCGACCCUAUAAAUGCUCCUUCUGCACGAAAUCUUUCGCACAAAAAUGCAGACUUGAUGCACACACCCGUACUCACACAGGGGAUCGACCCUACAAAUGCUCCGACUGUCCAAAGUCGUAUAUACAUAAACAUGAACUCAAAUUACACAUCCGUACGCACACAGGUGAUCAACCCUUGAAUUGCUCCUUCUGCUCAAAAUCUUUCGCACAAAAAUGCAGACUUGAUGCACACACCCGUACUCACACAGGGGAUCGACCCAAUAAAUGCUCCGAAUGCUCAAUGUCGUUUAUAUACAAACACGAACUUAAACUGCACAUGCGAGUGCACACUGGGGAGCGACCGUAUGAGUGCAAUCAAUGUUCAAAGGCAUUUACACAACCUAAUAUUCUCAAAGCGCACAUGAAAACCCAUUUUGGAAAGCAGCUGUAGCAGCGUGCUUAUGACGGAAAGUCCCUUAAAGUCAGUCGAUCUUCGAAAACACAAUUAUACCUUUACUAUUCGAGAGAACAUUCGUGGUGUAUGAACGGUUAAGAACGGACAUAAACAUUAUAUUGCUAAGAAAAAAUCAAACAAGUUGAUUUUCGAAAGUCCAAAAAAUAUAUUGUUAAUUUGAAAUGCAAAUUCAUUAUAUUACAAGUA
This is a messenger RNA of Drosophila miranda, 1535 nucleotides long. Its product is annotated as gastrula zinc finger protein XlCGF52.1-like. NCBI's taxonomy places the organism in Eukaryota, Metazoa, Arthropoda, Insecta, Diptera, Drosophilidae. Gene Ontology annotation, molecular function: RNA polymerase II cis-regulatory region sequence-specific DNA binding; zinc ion binding; DNA-binding transcription factor activity. The record is from RefSeq and is a predicted model, not a curated record. Gene Ontology annotation, biological process: regulation of transcription by RNA polymerase II. Gene Ontology annotation, cellular component: nucleus. The transcript has 2 exons. The coding region runs from base 108 to 1325 and encodes 405 amino acids.